Messenger RNA from Colletotrichum lupini, 936 nucleotides. RefSeq names its product amino acid permease. Gene Ontology annotation, molecular function: transmembrane transporter activity. The record is from RefSeq and is a predicted model, not a curated record. NCBI's taxonomy places the organism in Eukaryota, Fungi, Ascomycota, Sordariomycetes, Glomerellales, Glomerellaceae. Gene Ontology annotation, biological process: transmembrane transport. Gene Ontology annotation, cellular component: membrane. The transcript is spliced from 2 exons. The coding region runs from base 1 to 936 and encodes 311 amino acids.
AUGGCACCCAAGAACUCGGCCUCGUUCGUCUUUACUGAAUUCGUCAACUCCAGUGGUUGGGAGAGUGAUGGCGUCUCAUGGCUCGUCGGACUCAUCAGCGCCGUCUAUCCCUUCCUCGGUUACGACGCCGCCUGCCACUUGGCCGAGGAAAUGCCCAACGCCAGCCGCAACGUCCCAAUCGCCAUGGUCGGCAGCGUCGUCGUCAACGGCAUCAUGGGCCUCGUCUACGGCACCGUCCUCCUCUUCUGCACCGGUCCCCUCGAAGCCCUCCUCUCAACCCCGACAGGGUUUCCCUUUAUGCAAAUCUUCAUGGACGUGACAAAGUCCUACGGCGGCGCGACCUUCAUGUCCCUCAUGAUCAUCCUCACCGCCAUUGCCGCCACCGUCGCCGGCAUCACGUCCACCUCACGAACGCUGUGGGCUUUCGCCCGAGACAAGGCCACGCCGUAUGAUCAUUACCUCAGCAAGGUCAAUCAGCGCCAGCAGAUCCCCGUCCACUCCGUCGUUCUCGUCACGGUUCUCCAGAUGUUGCUUGGAUUCAUCUACCUCGGCAACACAACCGCGUUCAACGCUAUUCUGUCCAUGGCUAUCAUCGGGAUGUACCUUAGCUACAUCAUCCCCAUCGUGUACAUGCUGGUGCACGGCAGGAAGAACUUGAGCCGUUCCGACUUCGGCCCCUUCAAGCUUGGUCCCGCCUUGGGCCCCAUCUUGAAUGUCAUCAGUCUGAUCUGGAUGACUGUGGUGAUCAUCUUCAGCACCUUCCCCUCGGCGAUGCCCGUUACCCCGCAGAACAUGAACUAUUCGAUUGUUGUAAUGGCUGGGUGGCUGGCCUUUGGCGUGUUCUACUACAUCUCAUUUGGGCGGAAGAAGUUCGAGGUACCCGCUGUUGAUAACGUUGUGACUGGCGUCUCCGUUCACACGGAAGUUGUAGUUUAG